AUGGCUGAAAGGUUGUUAAUAAGAGCACUGAAGGGCGGUAAAAACACUAAAACCGUUACCUUAAAUGGAAAGAACAUGACAAAGAUGCCCUCUGUGUUAGUAAAACUGCCUGACCUGAAGACACUAGACCUUCGGAAUAACCAAAUCCCCAAGUGCCCAGAGAUAAGUACCUUGACCCAGUUUCAGGAUCUGAAGCUGAGAGAGUUCUACUGUGAGGGAAACCCACUGUUCCUGAAGCAGCCAGUUAAUGCUGUAAAACAGGAGGAUAUUUGGAGUCUACAGGAAAUAACGUCAAGAUUUGUAAUGAAUCAGCUAGCAGAAAAGAGUCCUUUCCUAAUGCAAGCCAUAGAAUGGUACCCACAGGUCAGGAACAUAAUCUCUCAGGGAAGAAAAUGUGCAAUAUGUGGAAAGUCCUUUUUAACCAUAUGGCUGGAAUGUGUUGAGUUUUUUCCUCCAUCAAAGAACUGGAAAAUAAGCAGAAAUCUACAGCUGGCUCCUCUUCGAAUAUUAAUUUGUUCUUACAAAUGUUUUAAUCAACAUGACCCUAACCUCUUUGGAAUUGCUCAAGUGUAGAGCAGGUAAGAGGCUCAUUUGGAGCCUCACAUGACUU
Messenger RNA from Hippopotamus amphibius kiboko, 610 nucleotides. RefSeq names its product leucine rich repeat containing 69 (gene LRRC69). The record is from RefSeq and is a predicted model, not a curated record. Lineage: Eukaryota; Metazoa; Chordata; Mammalia; Artiodactyla; Hippopotamidae. Gene Ontology annotation, molecular function: protein binding.